Messenger RNA from Nematostella vectensis (starlet sea anemone), 1900 nucleotides. RefSeq names its product UHRF1-like protein. Gene Ontology annotation, biological process: negative regulation of gene expression via chromosomal CpG island methylation; protein ubiquitination. NCBI's taxonomy places the organism in Eukaryota, Metazoa, Cnidaria, Anthozoa, Actiniaria, Edwardsiidae. The coding region runs from base 138 to 1493 and encodes 451 amino acids. The record is from RefSeq and is a predicted model, not a curated record. Gene Ontology annotation, molecular function: ubiquitin protein ligase activity. The transcript has 9 exons.
GAUAACCGCCUGCACGUGGAGCAAGGACCUGCGGUCAGUCGGUCGGGUCUGCGAGCCGAGCGAGUCGUUUGCACACUUCCACUGGCAUUUACGCGAUAUUCCUGGAAAAUUAAAGUUUUAUUGUACAAUCCGAGAAGAUGAAUUCUUUAAGCGAGUAUGAGAAGCAACGGUUGAAAAAUAUUGAGGAGAACAAACGCGUUCUUGCGAGCUUAGGCCUUGCUCAGGGUUUCCUGCCAAAGACAUUGCCACAGAAACAAAACCUUUCAGGCCCUAAAGGUUCAAAAGGAGUCAAACGAAAACGACAAUCAGAGGACAGUCAUCCCAAGAAGGCACCGCGGAAUGAGCUAGUGUUGGAUGGUGACUGGUCUGGUUAUAUGACCAGGCGGCGAUCUGGAAGACUUAGGGGAAUGGAGCCUGGAAACUUUGAAGGACUGGAUAUCACAGAAGACUAUGAGGAAGAUAAACCAAGAAAGCCUGUACCACGAAAUAGAGAGAAUGUGUUUGGAAGCAUCCCUGGUAUUGCAGUUGGGACGUGGUGGAGUACACGUAUGGAAUGUUCAGCUGAUGGUGUUCAUAGGCCUACUGUAGCUGGCAUCCAUGGCAACGCUGAAGAAGGAUGCUAUUCUCUUGCACUCUCUGGAGGCUAUGAGGAUGAUCUGGAUUAUGGUGUGUGCUUUACCUACACUGGUGAAGGUGGCAGGGAUUUGAAGGGAACAAAGUCAAACCCAAAAAAUCUGCGCACAGCCCCCCAGACGAAAGACCAGACGCUAUCAAGAGGUAACAUGGCCCUAACGAAGAAUGUAGAGAAUCAUUGCCCUGUGAGAGUUAUCCGAGGAUACAAGUUGCACAGCCAAUUUGCACCAGAAGAAGGCUAUAGAUAUGAUGGUUUAUACACUGUGGAGCGCUACUGGCAGGCUGUUGGCAUGAGUGGCUUCAUGGUCUACAAGUUUGCACUAAAGCGGUGUGGAGAUCAAGCGCCCCCUCCUUGGGAAGAGGAAAACCCAGAGGGAGACAGUUCAAUGCAGGAAUAUGAAGACAUGUCAGGCACCACAGAGGCAGGUGAAAUUCCCAACACAAGGGAAGGGCUGUCAGUGAAACUGGAGAAUGAGGACGAAUUGCCGGACGGUGAUGGUGUGACAGUACAGGCUGACGGGUUGGCCGAAGAAAAGGCUGAUGGGAUUGCAGAUGGAACAAAGGCUGAUGGGAUGGCAGAUGAAACAAAGGCUGAUGGGAUGGCAAAGGAAACAAAGGCUGAUGGGAUUGCAGAUUUAACAAAAGCUGAUGGGAUUGCAGAUGUUACAAAAGCUCAUGGGAUGGCAGAUGAAACAAAGGCUGAUGAAAUGGCAGAUGAAACAAAGGCUGAUGAAAUGGCAGAUGAAACAAAGGCUGAUGGGAUUGUCAUAGAUGGAACAAAGGCUGAUGGGGUGUUAGAUGGAACAAAGCAUGAUGGAAUGGCAGAGACAGAAAAUAAUGGGGAAAAAGAUAGGGUGUGAGAUGGAGCAAAGGAUGAUGGGAUGGGAAAAGGAGCAGAGGAUGAUGAAAUCCCAGAAAGAACAAAGGAUUAUGGAAAGGAAGCAAGCAAGACUAUUGUCAAAAAUACUAUUGUGAAUGAGAUAAAAACUGUCAAUUUGGAAACAAUAGAGUUAUUGUGUAAAACAAAUGUGGAGGUGGCAGAGGUAUUGACCACUGACAAAGAUUUAGAAGUCCAUCUAGAUAACAGUAGUGAUGGUGAGCUCAGAUAGAUUAUUAUUGUAACAGCCAAAGUAAAUACUUUUUAAAUAAAAACAAAGUUUUAUUUUAAACAUUUAGACUAUCUAAGUUUGUAAAGUUUUAAUAAAGUGUGACUAGCUUUUAAAGGUGUAAAUAAAGAGGUAAUAACAUUAAAAAAGUAAGGAUGUUA